Molecule: messenger RNA, 1674 nt
Organism: Phaeodactylum tricornutum CCAP 1055/1
Lineage: Eukaryota; Bacillariophyta; Bacillariophyceae; Surirellales; Neidiaceae
Exons: 1
Coding region: 1-1674 (557 amino acids)
Molecular function (GO): protein-phosphatidylethanolamide deconjugating activity
Source: RefSeq, a predicted model, not a curated record
AUGAGCAUCGUUCGGAAUUCCACCGCGGAUUCCUCGGUUGUGUUGGUAACUGCGCCUGGAUGGUCCGAGAGGUCUCGUUCGGAUGGGUUGGUCCAGGUGGAAGCGGUGCGGUCUGAAAACGUCGAUAUUCCUAAAACAAACUUGAUUAAACACUUUGUCGAGUCUAGGUUCGGCGGUGAAACAAAGGAUGGUCAUUUGACAGAAAUGAAGGAAAUGCCGCUGAAGGUCACGCCGUCUCCGAAUCAACAAACCGAGGCGGAUGCAGACUUUGACGCCUGUCAACAAUACAACUGCGAAACGAGUGGAGAAAACGAAAAGGAGGAAGCUAGUGAUCUUAAUGGUCCUUUCGGUACUAUGAGUGCGUUUGCUUCCGCGGUUAUGUCCUCUAUCCUGCUGGAUGGCAAUAAUUCGGAAAGUCCGCAAUCAAACCCUUCUGUUGAAAGCGUUUCAAUGUCUUUUGUGCUUGGAAAGACAUACCAUCCGCUACACGACUAUUCCAUUCGUCGAGAUGAUGAAAGGUCGCUCUUCUGGUUUACGUACCGCUGCGACUUUCCGGAGAUUGCCCCCUACAACAUUACAAGUGAUGCUGGAUGGGGUUGCAUGCUAAGGUCGGCACAGAUGAUGCUGGGUCAAGCCCUUCGCUUGCAUUUCAAGUCGCGGGAUUGGCGACCUCCGCAACUUUUGGCACGCAGACGGCAGGAUUCAUUUAUUAGAAGCGUUUUGACCUGGUUUGCGGAUUAUCCUUCUUCAAGUGAGAGCGUAUACUCACUGCAUAACAUGGUAGCAGCUGGACUUUCCAAGUACGAUAAGCUUCCAGGGGAAUGGUAUGGACCAGGUACAGCUUGCUAUGUGAUGCGCGACUUGGUACAUAUUCAUGAGAAGCAACAAGCUUUGGGAAAAACUCGUCUUGAUCGGCGCAUAUUUCGGGUCUAUGUUGCUCCACAAGGUACCGUAUAUCGAGAUACUAUUCAUGCCUUCAUGACGACAGAAGCUAGAGUACGGAUCGAAGAAAAAAAGAAAGUGAAGGAGCAAACUCAACCUCAAGCUCAUCCCUUAGAUUUGGAAUGGGAAGAAGAGCUCAUGGAAUCGGCGAACACUGUUGAAUGGGAUACAGCACUGUUGCUAUUGGUACCGUUGCGGCUUGGACUGACUAGCUUAAAUGAAGAGUACGUGCAAUCUCUUGCCCACACCUUCAGCUUGCCACAAUCGGUAGGUGUUUUGGGUGGUCGUCCGCGUGGAGCCCGCUGGUUUUACGGAGCGCAAAAGGACGGGAGUAAAAUUUUCGGGCUGGAUCCUCAUACGGUACAAACAGCACCCGGUCGACAGACGGCACGCGUCAACGGUCAAGCUUCGUCGGUCGUUGAGCUAUCUGACGACUACUUACGAUCAUGCCACACAACCUGCCCUGAAAUGUUUCCUUUUUGCAAGAUGGACCCAAGCAUUGCACUUGGAUUUUAUUGUCGGACGAGAGCUGAUUUGAAUCACGUUUUGAAUUCCAUGGGGGCUUGGCAAAAAGAACAUUCAUCUAUUCCAGAGCUUUUUAGUGUUUUGGAUAGGGCUCCAGAUUACUCGGCCAACGUCGACGAUCUUCUUUUGGGAGGGGAUUCCUCAAUGAUGGAGACUUCUGGCUUUGAAGACGAAGCAAGUGACGCAGAUGAAUACGUUAUGCUGUGA